AUGGCGGAUGAUGAAAAAAAGCGUCUCGAGGAGGCGAAGAAGGCCAAACAGGCCGAGAUCGACCGCAAGCGUGCUGAGGUGCGCAAGCGCAUGGAGGAAGCCUCCAAGGCAAAGAAGGCUAAGAAGGGUUUCAUGACACCUGAAAGAAAGAAGAAGCUCAGGUUGUUGCUGCGUAAAAAAGCUGCUGAAGAAUUAAAGAAGGAACAGGAACGCAAAGCGGCCGAAAGAAGGCGUAUUAUCGAGGAGAGGUGCGGUAAACCCAAAAACAUUGAUGACGCAAACGAAGAUACUCUUUCGAGGAUUUGCAAAGAAUACCACACCCGCAUCGCCCAACUCGAAGACCAAAAAUUCGAUCUGGAAUACAUCGUUAAACGGAAAGAUAUGGAGAUCGCUGACCUCAACUCUCAAGUCAACGACCUUAGAGGCAAAUUCGUUAAACCUACACUAAAGAAGGUGUCUAAAUACGAGAACAAAUUCGCCAAGCUCCAAAAGAAGGCAGCCGAAUUCAACUUCCGUAACCAGUUGAAGGUUGUCAAAAAGAAGGAGUUCACCCUGGAAGAAGAAGACAAAGAGGCAAAGAAAGCAGAGAAGGCUGAUUGGGCAAUCGGCAAGAAGUAA
Messenger RNA from Parnassius apollo (apollo), 618 nucleotides. Lineage: Eukaryota; Metazoa; Arthropoda; Insecta; Lepidoptera; Papilionidae. The record is from the annotation of a GenBank genome assembly.